Molecule: messenger RNA, 9195 nt
Organism: Cyprinus carpio (common carp)
Lineage: Eukaryota; Metazoa; Chordata; Actinopteri; Cypriniformes; Cyprinidae
Product: neurocan core protein-like
Biological process (GO): cell adhesion
Molecular function (GO): hyaluronic acid binding; calcium ion binding
Source: RefSeq, a predicted model, not a curated record
GCAUCUGCUCCGUUCAUUCGGUGAGGGGGGAACCGCUGUGAGCCUCCGCUCGCGCUUUUGUUCAGUGUCUCUCCUCGCGACCGGCGAAGUGCGCGCCGUUUCGAGCUCCUCUCUGGACUCGGGCUGAGGAGAAAUACUGUCCUUUUUCAACGAUUUUACCGAGGCAAGGAGUUCAUUUCAGCACGUUUCUGAACAGAUUUGAAUGGUUUACCACAGCGGCUGUUAUCAUCUACUCUGCUGUAUCUGAGGCGACGCGGCAUUCCUGUGGACUUUCUGAGGUGACGACGCGCUUCACUUCGGAGAAGGAUGCUGGGGGAGCUCCGCUUGACUGUUCUCCAGUCUCUCCUGGCUGUGUGUCUGCUCUUUACCCUGGAACAUGGCAUGGUGAGCUGUGAUACUGUGGUGAACAUGCGUAAGGUGACUCACCAGCGGGUUCAGGAGCCUCUGUCAGGUACGGCCCUCCUGCCGUGUGUUUUCACCCUGCACCCGAGUCCUUCGCACGAACCCCCUCGCAUCAAGUGGACCAAACUGUGGGGUCAACGCGGCUCGGACGGUCUACAGAAGCAGCAGUCGAUUCUGGUGGCUAAAGACAAUAUAAUCAAGGUGAAGAAAGCCUUCCAGGGCCGCGUGACCUUGCCGGGAUACCCGGAGAACCGCUACAACGCCAGCCUGGUGCUGACAGGCCUGCGAUCCAGCGACUCCGGGAUGUACCGCUGUGAGGUCGUGGUCGGCAUUAACGACGAACAAGAUAUAGUGCCCCUUCAGGUCACGGGAGUGGUCUUUCACUACCGCGCACCUCACGACCGAUACGCACUGUCCUUCACUGAUGCCAAAAGAGUUUGUCUGGAGAACUCUGCCAAUAUUGCCACACCGGCCCAGCUGCAGGCCACUUUUGAUGACGGCUACGACAACUGCGAUGCCGGCUGGCUGUCGGACCAGACUGUGAGGUAUCCCAUCCAGUCGCCUCGGCCUGGCUGCUUUGGCGACAGGGAGGACUCACCUGGCGUGAGGAACUACGGCAGCCGAGACCCCGAUGAAAUGUUCGAUGUGUACUGCUUUGCCAGCGGCCUGCAAGGUGAAGUGUUUCACACCAGCGUGCUGGAGAAGUUGAGCCUGGCAUCUGCUUCCACUCACUGCCACACUCUGGGAGCUCAGCUGGCCACGGUCGGGCAGCUCUACCUUGCCUGGCAGGGUGGCCUCGACCGCUGCGACCCCGGCUGGCUGGCUGACGGCAGCGUGCGUUACCCCAUCAACCUGCCCCGGCGUAACUGCGGAGGCGAUGAACCAGGAGUACGGACCGUUUACCACAACCCCAACCGCACCGGGUUCCCAAACACUAGUGACCUCUUUGACGCCUACUGCUAUCAAGAGAAGAAUUUCGAAGAGCAGGCGGCGAUACUCCACAAAACCCUAGAAAACAUCACUUUUAACUCUUCAAGCGACGAAGAGGUGCAGCUCCAAAGAAACGGAGCCUUCCCUGAACCUUCAACUUGGACCGGUCUGGUCGAUCUCGAGAAAGAAGACUUCAAGUCCAUCAUAAACAACGAAUCUUCAGAAAUCUCAGAGGAGCAUGUUGUAAUCCAUCUUGGACCUGAAGAAAGGUCUGUAGAAUGGGAGGACGAUGCUGUGGAGAAGCAGGAGAACCUUCAAGGGGGUUCGGCGAAAGAGGAGACCGAUGAUUCGGAUGGUCUCGAUGUGUCUCCUGACCCGUCUUCAACCACGCCAUCUUCCUCUACGCAAGCUCAGACCAGCAACAGCGUCAUUUCCAACUUUGUGAACACAAUCAUGAAGCCAUUUAGGUACUGGACCGGGACUGGAGAACCUGAGAUACCAGCCACAGAGUCCAGCCUCUACAGAGGAACCUCAGAAAUGGUCCCACCUGCCAGGACGAAGCCAAGUAGAGGAAAAACAAGUGAAGUUGGUGCUGAUAACGCCAUCGUGGAGCCUAAUAUCAAGGAACAUUCAUACAAUCCCUCCUCACCAGAUCCAGAAGAAGAGCUCUUGGAACAGGAGAAAGAAGUGGUCUUGGUGGCUGCGAAGCAGGAGAUAAAGAGUCCAAGCAAUUCUUAUAUGGAUCAUCCAUAUUCACAGACCUUCACAGACAGCUUCACUGGACCAACCAAAGGAGCAAUUGGAUCAGGAACGGCGGAUCCGACUCUUUCUUCGGCAUCUAAAAGCUUUGAUUCCAUGAGGAGCAGCCAACAAAUUUGGCCGCAAAAGUCUUUGAAAGUUGCCCCAAGCAAUAAUAGGCAUUUCAUAACUCAAACAAGCAGUCCUAUGGAAGCUAAAAGAGCCAGUUUGGAGAUCAUGACCAUUCCUGUUUCCAGGAACAACCCUGAGAACUUCUCCGGGGAAGGGAAAGACUUGAAUGAGGAUGGUUACCCUAUUCCCAAAGGUCCUCCGUCACCAUUAUUUGCAGAGGAAGAAAAAGAUGGCGAGGGAAGUGGAGGGAAGGAGUUACCGUUCACCAUUGACAGCCAAAUGAAUGGAUCUGAUGACCACAGAGUCCCGCUGGAGACCACUGUCAGAUGGCAGCUUAUGAGUCUCCAGACAACUCAACCUACUAGUGAACCCAAGCAUGAGAAACCAGCUGACAUGGUUGAGGAAGCCAAGGGGGAAAUCAUGUACGUCCAUCGCCCCAUUGAAAAACACAAGAACAUUCCCUUGAAUAAAGUCAACGUGCCUUUUGUUAAACGAAAGCAAGACCUAGGGUUGACUAUUGCACCAGAAACACACACUUCCAACUCGCCUACCACACCAAGCCCUGAAGAUCCCAACGAGGACAAGCAAGCAAUUCAACCACCAACCGUAGGAAUCACUCCUUCCCAACUGGGAGAAGAAACCACUACCGAAGACAUUUUGUGUACUCCGAAUCCAGCCGUUUCCAGCACGUGGUUACCUGUGGUUCAAGAGGAGGUAGAUACUCCACAACCACCGGUUUCUACCAUAAUAGUGAUGCAAGCUGAACCUACGGUUCCACCGACUAGUCCAGGUCCAAACGACACUUCCCAGCAGGCUGAGUCCAGGUCAGGAGGGUCAGAGUCAUUUGUGUUGGCUCAGGGCUGGAUAAUAUCUGAUCCGGCUCCAACGGAGGAACCUUCAUCCCAGACCACAGGAAGGCCAGAGAAGGACACAACUGUGGCUGAGAGUGAAAACAGCCCCUCCAGAACUUCAGAAAAUGAUCCCUGCCACAACCCGUGCCUGCAUGGUGGGAGCUGUUUGACCGAGGGGGAGGGAUACAGUUGCCUGUGCCCUCAGGGCUAUUCAGGAGAGAGCUGCGAGAUCGAUAUUGAUGAUUGUCAGUCCAAUCCAUGUCAGAAUGGAGGCACCUGCAUUGAUGAGAUCAACUCUUUCGUAUGCCUGUGUCUGCCCAGCUAUGGUGGAGCAACCUGUGAGAAAGAUACUGAGGGUUGCGAGCACAACUGGAGGAAGUUUCACGGCCACUGCUACAGGUACUUCACCCGCAGACACACGUGGGAAGACGCGGAGAAGGACUGCAGAGAGCACAGCGGUCACCUGGCCAGCAUCCAUUCCACACAAGAGCAGGACUUCAUUAAUGGACUGUGCCAUGAAAACACAUGGAUUGGUCUGAAUGACAGGAUGGUGGAAGAAGACUUUCAGUGGACUGAUAACAUGGAUCUGCAAUAUGAGAACUGGAGGGAGAACCAGCCGGAUAAUUUCUUUGCGGGCGGAGAGGACUGCGUGGUGAUGAUCGCCCAUGAGAACGGCAAAUGGAACGAUGUGCCCUGCAACUACAACCUGCCCUACAUCUGCAAAAAAGGCACAGUACUAUGUGGAGCUCCGCCCACCGUGGACAACGCUUUCCUGAUUGGUCGGAAGCGUUCGCAUUAUGACAUACACUCUGUGGUGCGUUACCAGUGCGGUGACAGUUUCCUGCAGCGCCACAUUCCCACCAUCAAGUGUCGCGCCAACGGCAAAUGGGACCGGCCCAAGAUCAUCUGUACGAAGUCAAGGAGAUCUCACCGCUACAGACGCCACCACCACAAGUCCCACCACGAGCGCAGAAAGCACAAGAGGCACGGUUCAGGAGGUCAUCGAGGUCAACAGGAGGGUCACGGCCAUUUCUAACCAAAUAAUCCCCUCCUUUCCGCUAGCCUUUCACCUAAACCUCCUUAUCUUUGAUAUCUGACGGCCUUUCACCUUUCCCCCUUCUAGUCUGGCUCAGUCUACCCCCAUUAUGAUCAGAGGGGCACUGCUGGACCCCACAAGGACUAUAACAAUUUCACUUUUCCGUCUCUUUAAUCCCUUAAUGUUACAUCUCAUUUUAGUGGAUCCAACAUGAAGAAAGUUCUUUCGUACCUUAAAUGUAGAAAACACUCUAGGUAACUGUUUAUGUAUUUUUACAUAAGCAUUAAUUGAGCGGGUGGGUUGGUACUACAUGUAAAUAUUGUAUUUCAUUUCAAAAUGUGGGAUCAAAUCGAAACAGCCAGGAAAUGCUUGGGAUUGGUUAGCUUAUGCAGUAUUUCUUGGCUGUUUUGACGUUGGUUUGCUCUUUGUAAGACAUUAACCUAAUUUAUACAGUAUUUCUGAGUAUUGGUGUGUUUUGAGUUGAGAGGAGUGGUGCUCAUCUGGAUUUUACAUGAAAAUUAAAUCAGGCUCAUGUCAUUCCAAACCUGUAUGAUUUUAUUUCUUCCAUCGAACACAAAAGGACAAGAGUGACUGGCAACAAGAGCUUUAAAAAAUGGCACCAUAAAAGUAGUUGUGCACUGUAUUUGACGUCUUCUGAAGCCGUACGAUAGAUUUGUGCGUAAAAAAGACCGAAGUUCAAAUAAAAGUCAUUGCUCCAUUGUAGCUUUCAAAGAAAUGUUGAACGAGAUUUCAAAUCCACAUUGGUGGAGUUUUCUGCAAAUAAUCAUUUCAAUUUAGCAUUUUCCUCACACAAAUGUAUCGGAUACCUUCAGUAUUGGUGUGUUUUGGGUUGCGAAGACUGGUGUUCAUCUGGAUUUUCAGUGUAGAAACUGCACAAUUCACACAAAAAUGAACUAAUACUCAUGUUGUUCCAAACCCGUAAGAUUUUAUUUCUUACGUCGAGCAAAAAAAGGAGAUGAGUGACUGGCUAUAAAUGAGCAAUAUCAGCUACGAGUGUGAUAUUGCGUUUAUGCAACAGUUUGACGGCACGAGUGUGUAAAAACAUAAGAAACAACAACAGAGUGUCUUUAAAAACCCUUUUUUGUGCAAAACUACUUCCUUCUGCCACAGAUUCAAAUCGCAAGUUGACGGUUUAACAACUGAGCCCAAGCGUCUGUUUCUAUUUCAAAAACGUCACUUUAGAACUAUUUUAAGUCUAAACAAGUACAUUCUUGCUUAAAAAAACUCUUAAAACUGUAUUCCGUGACACAAAAACAGUAAUAUUUAUAAAAUUAUGGUGGAUUUGGGCCAUGAUAUUCACUUUGAGAAACGGUUGGAGAACUGAUAUCGCUUGAAUAUCGCACUCCUCUCAGCCAAUCAGAUUUGAGGACCAGAAAGAACUGUUGUAUAAAUGACAAUAAAGUACCCUGAAAGUAUGAAUUUAACGUCUUCUGAAACCGUAUGAUAGAUUUGUGCGAGAAGCAGACCGAAGUUAUUCAUAAUCAAAAAGUUGUUAUUUUAUUGUAGCUUUUGCGGAAAUGUGACGUUUGAUCUCAUUUAUGUCAAACUGGUGACGAACGAGAUUUCAGAUCUGUUUGUUUGCUUUUUUUUUUUUUUUGUGAAUAAUCAUUGAAUUCUUGCAGGGGUGUGUGUGGGGGGGGGGGGGUUCUCAUACAAACUAAUCAAAAAUCUUCAGAAGAAGAAUAUAGCACACAUGUGGUCAUGCAAACCACUUUUAUGAAACUUUAAUGGUGCUCCACUGGAAAAGAGCAGCUUGGACUCUCUGCAAAGUAUCUUCUUUUGUGCUCCACAGACAAAAGAACAUAACACGGGUUUGAAAUGACAUGAGGUUAAAUAACUAAUGAUAGACUUAAUUGUUGGGGUCAAAAUAUUCCUUUAAGUCCUUAAACAGCUUUUAACUAGUUGUUACGAAGAUAUAUUUCAAGCCUCGAGAAAAGGUUUUCUAUCUUUCACAGUUAUUGACUUUGAAUGACUUGACAAGAAUUAGAUGAAAUGUGCCACAGUAAAAUCCCCCCUACUUUUGGUUCCUCCAUCUGUUAUUGAUGGUCUGUGUCAUGAUCUCCCACUUUCUCACCCACAGAGGAGAAAUUGUCCUGUCAGAGCCUGUCGGUGAGAAAAGAGCGAGAAUUAGAGGGCCGGAAAGAGAGGUUUGACUUGCUGGUCUUAAUUGCACUCGACUACAUAAACGCCACAUCAAACUGAGCCGGUGACAAGGUACUUUUAACAGCCUUGGGGGUUGCAGAUAUGCCCGUAAUUAGCUUCUCGAAGUAGCACACUUAAGGAAGAAAUAUAACAGGGAUGGAUUCCCAUGGGUGGGUUGAGGACGGAAACAAAGAAUCCAGAUGGUGCGAUAUCACAUACGAGUUAGAUGUUAAAAGUGCUCAUGGGUAAAUUUCAGAGGCAGGGAUACCUCCAGCACUGAAGAUCAGGAGGUUAAAAAGGAAAGGCUCAUGCAGAAGAAGGCCAGUUGAGAGGCAGCAUUUGGCCUUCUGUUCUCCUCAGAGUGAAAGAUUUGGUCUGGACUCACUGAGGUUUCCAAAUGCACCCUUUUUUCAUCCCUACCAGGUGUGUGUCCUGUUUUUCAAAGAGUACUGCGACAGCUGACUCAAAAAUGAGGACCGCUUCUUAUUCCCUCCCCUCUCAACUAUCCUCCUUACCUUAAAAAAGGGCAGACUCUUUCUUUUUUAUGGCGCAUUUCUCUAAUGCCGGGGUUUGUGCUUAUCUCUCGCUGUUCCUUUCUCAAUGUCCCAGUGAGAUUGCAAACGUAGCCCAGUUUUCUGCCAACUUCUUUUCAACGUCAGCGCUCCCCCUUAUUUCCUUUUCUACCUUUAUCCACCUUUUUUAAUAGACUUUUCUUUUUAAUUCAAGGAUGAAAAGCCAAUAGUCUUAAUAUCUGAACAAUUCAUCUUUUUGUUCCAAGAAACGUAAUUAAUGUUGAGGUUAUUAGUGCUUAUUUUGAUAAAGAAGCAAUUGACCUCAAGAAAAGGAUGAUUAAAAUUUUGAAAAAUAAAAAGCUGUUUUUGAACAUUUUGAAGUUAAGUCAAAAACGGAGGAACAUGCAUUUGUAGUAAAUUUCACAAAAACAUUAAUUUUGCAUUAUUUUUUAUUAUUUAUAUAUGUGUGUGUUCACUUGUUCACUUCAUAAUAAUUUCAGAGUGGUUAAUUUUCUUGAAAAUAAUGUCACAAUGCAAAACAAAAUCCACAUCCUUAAAGUAAAAUAACUUUUUUUCUUUCGAUUUUGGGGUGAAUACUGACCUGCUCUGGGCGGGUUUCGUACAAUUCAUUCUAAUGCCCAUGCAUGAUUUGCAUCGAACAGGAGGUGCACCAGUGUUAUGCAAUUUAUCUGUCAAAUUGGAGUCUCAUUCUGAUACCCAGGAUCCUAAUAAUCCAUAUUAGCUGCUAAUGUACCUCUAUAUCACACUAAUAGCUCUUUACAGCCCUCAGCUGAGGCUAGCGAAGGAAGGCAGAUGGCUAACAAUGUGGCAACAUAAUUGUGAGCCUUGAUUAUAAAAAUGAAUCUCUAAACAAAGAAUGUUCACAGCUGUCUUUUGGCAGGCAUUCUGAAGAACUAUAAGAGGCAGCUGCGGGAUUUUCUUUCUUUCUUUUCUUUCUGCAAGUUUUCUGACUAAUUGCCACAGAGCAAUUGCUGUCCCAGAGGUUGUUACGCUAGCUGCACCACCCCUUUGUAGUUACAUUCGUGGAACAUAGUCUUAUUUAGGCUUGUUUGCAUGACUCAUUCAGCCAGAUUUGUUGAGAUUCUCGCAAGGAGAAUAUGCAAAAUACACUCGCAAUAGCCUCCAACAGUUUGUUUGCUAUCUGCUGCUGCAGCCAAGAAUGGCAUUUUUCCAUUUUGAUAAAAUGUUCAUGUUGUAUCGAGAUGUUAACCUUGUUCUUUUCGUAUUUACAUAAUUGUUGGAGGUAAAGAGGAAGCUACGGAGGUGAGACAGGAGCACAAUGUCCUCUGUUUAAUCAGGACUGCAGGUAAUAAGCCACAUCCAUCAUCACCUUCCGGACUAUCACGGCCAGAGUAGCACGUCUGAAUUUUUAGUGCGUUAUCUUCGUCUGCUGGAAAUGUCUUUGAUUGUACGGUGUCAGAAAGGGAAUUACCAUGACAAAGAAGCCAGUUCAGCCGCUGGUGGCAGUGUGGAUUGUUCUGGGAAAUCACUGCUGCUUAGUAUACUUAACCCGAACCUCCGGCGUUCCCUGUUCACCUAAACCGUGCUUUCAUAGUCCGCACUUAACCUCAUAUAAAUCUGUAUUGGCACAUAAUCUUAUCUGUAAAUUCCAUCUCAGCCAGCUGUCAUAUCAUUAUAUAAGACUUUGUCAUGCAUGUCGUUUAUUUGAUGAUAACACUGUUGGAGAGGACCUUAAAGAAGACUCUGAUAUGAUACCGAUUAAUAUGGUGGGGUCUUUAGCUUUACAUUGAUAUGCAUUUGGACUAUGAUGUUCCCGGACUUUUGUUACCUGAAUUUCUGUUUACAUUUCAGAACCAAGCAUAUGAGACUUUUCCUGUGUAUUUACAGUUACAGCUCUUAUUUCUGUUUAUUAUUUGUUGGCUUGAAGGGCAUCCCGUCAUUAUUAAUGACCCAGCAUUCCCUGCUGUUACAAGCAGUAAAUUCAUUCCUCUGGCAGUAGCAAAACAACCUUGCGACAAAACCAUAAAAUCUUUUGACACCACUCCCCAGCUCGGUCAUGUACAGCCUUUGUUUUCACUUCUUGAUGUUUUCUUCUCAUUUUUUAUGUAUGGAUUUAUUUAUUUUUCACUUUUUAAAAAUGAAAUCUGGAUGUGUUUGUUGCUUAGAGUCCCUGGACCUCAGUCACACAAGCUUACUCUCUGUUCUCCGAUGCUAGGCAGAAAACACUACUGCUGCUGCGUCAAACACCAAACACCAUCUUCUACAUUGAGAUACUGUUGUUUUUUUUUAAAGCAUUUCUCUCUCUGGGAUGACCUGAGUCAGGCUGUGUGAAUUUGGUCCAUGUGUGUUAUUCAAUAUUUAUUGAUGUUCUUAUGAAUUCUAGUUCUGUCAUUGUAUUAUAUUCUUUACCGAAUUAAAAACAUUGGAUGGGAUCGGUAAUGCCAUUGAA